ACCGAAUGGGAAAUGGUAAAUACAUAUGGUAAGAAAUAGUAAAUUGUCAGGUUAGGUUUGUUAGGGGCUGAAGAACCUGAGCUGUGGACUGGAGGCAGCGGCGCGGCAAGAUGAGCAAGAGGCAGGGUCCGCCGAAGCACCAAAACCGGUACGCAUGGAAACCCAAAGCCGGCCACAAAAUCAACGAAACGGAAGUUGGAGGGAAGCUCAGACCAUACUCGGAGAUCACCGGGGUGUGCCCUCGCUGUAAAGAACAGAUCGAUUGGAAACGCCGUUACGGCAAAUACAAGCCCCUCUCUGAGCCUGCCAAAUGUCAACGAUGCUCUAAACGUGCAGUCCGUCAGGCUUACCAUAAUUUAUGUUCUGCUUGUGCAAAGGAGCAAAAUGUUUGUGCAAAGUGUUGUUGCUGCGUGAACCAGAUAAUUGGAAGAGAUUCUGCUGAAGUAGAGGCCGAGCAAAAGAUACUCGAAGAGGCUAUUAAGAAUGCUAGAGAAAGAGAUCGGAGGACUCUUCUACGUGCUAUGAACAAAGGUACAACAAAGAGUACAGCAAAAACUGUAACCAAUGAAGCAAACAAGGUUGGCGAUUUGUUUCCCUCUGCAUCACUUGAAGAAUAUGCGGCAAAAAGCGGAGAACAUAAUCGUGAUCUUAAUGGUCAUAAUGAUCUUGAUCGUGAUGGUGAAGAAGAAGAAGAAGAAGAAGAAGAAGAAGAAGAUGAUGAUGAUGAAGCUCAAGGUGUGGAUAAAACUAAAAAUGAAGAUGAGUGCAAAUGUGAAGAUUAUGAUGAAGAUGGGUAGAUAGUUUGCAAUUUUCUCAAGAGCUGCUUUUGUUUGUGCGAUUUCUACUAGUGGAGACAUGGAAACAUGAAUUAUUUGCUUUGGUUUUUGAUGUGCAAAAGAUUACACCUACAUGGAGACAGUUUCAUUUUUUUUAUUCCCUGUUUCUCUUUUGCUUUUCAAGUUAAAGCUAACAGUAAUUUAGUGAAUCUUCAUGCGAAGAUAUAGCACACCUUUUGCUCUUUUGUGUUUUUUUGUCACUAUUAUCUCAAGGGGAAGAACAUCAUAUUGACAACUAAUAGUGAACAUUAUGGAUUACUGACCAAA
Messenger RNA from Hevea brasiliensis (rubber tree), 1103 nucleotides. RefSeq lists its product as uncharacterized. The record is from RefSeq and is a predicted model, not a curated record. The transcript has 7 exons. The coding region runs from base 111 to 797 and encodes 228 amino acids. Lineage: Eukaryota; Viridiplantae; Streptophyta; Magnoliopsida; Malpighiales; Euphorbiaceae.